Molecule: messenger RNA, 2217 nt
Organism: Periophthalmus magnuspinnatus
Lineage: Eukaryota; Metazoa; Chordata; Actinopteri; Gobiiformes; Gobiidae
Gene: hsc70
Product: heat shock cognate 70
Exons: 9
Coding region: 145-2100 (651 amino acids)
Biological process (GO): cellular response to unfolded protein; protein refolding; vesicle-mediated transport
Cellular component (GO): plasma membrane; cytoplasm; nucleus
Molecular function (GO): heat shock protein binding; ATP-dependent protein folding chaperone; misfolded protein binding
Source: RefSeq, a predicted model, not a curated record
CAUGUGUGCCUAUAUACUGCCAGGAGCGCAGGCACUCGCUCUCUUAGUCGAUCUACAAGGGGAAAGAGCAGAGCUGGUGAGGAGGGCAGCCACUGGCCUUUGUGCUUUGAACUCAGUAAAGUCUUGAACAUCUGACAACUCAAGAUGUCUAAAGGACCAGCAGUGGGUAUUGAUCUGGGCACCACAUACUCCUGUGUGGGCAUCUUCCAGCAUGGCAAAGUGGAGAUUAUCGCCAACGACCAAGGUAAUAGGACCACCCCGAGCUAUGUGGCCUUCACAGACACAGAGAGGCUGAUCGGGGAUGCAGCCAAGAAUCAAGUCGCCAUGAAUCCUGCCAACACUGUGUUUGAUGCCAAACGCCUCAUUGGUCGUAAGUUUGACGAUGCUGUGGUGCAGUCAGACAUGAAGCACUGGCCCUUUAAAGUUAUAAAUGAUUCAUCUAAACCCAAGGUGGAGGUUGAAUACAAAGGUGAGAUCAAGACAUUCUUCGCUGAAGAAAUUUCCUCAAUGGUGCUAACUAAAAUGAAGGAGAUCUCUGAGGCCUAUCUUGGAAAGCCUGUGAACAAUGCAGUUGUAACUGUCCCUGCCUACUUCAAUGACUCCCAGCGCCAGGCGACCAAAGACGCUGGAGCUAUUGCUGGGCUUAAUGUGCUGCGUAUCAUCAAUGAACCAACAGCAGCAGCCAUUGCCUAUGGCUUGGACAAAAAGGUUGGGAGUGAGAGGAAUGUCCUCAUUUUUGACCUUGGAGGUGGCACUUUUGAUGUAUCCAUCUUGACCAUUGAAGAUGGUAUUUUUGAAGUCAAAUCCACAGCUGGAGACACUCACUUGGGAGGAGAGGACUUUGACAACCGCAUGGUAAAUCAUUUUAUUGCUGAGUUCAAAAGGAAGUUUAAAAAAGAAAUCACCAACAACAAAAGAGCAGUGCGUCGUCUGCGGACGGCCUGUGAGCGGGCCAAGCGCACCCUCUCCAGCAGCACCCAGGCCAGUAUUGAAAUCGACUCUCUGUACGAAGGAGUGGACUUCUACACCUCCAUUACUAGAGCCCGCUUUGAAGAGCUAAAUGCUGACCUGUUCCGUGGCACGUUGGAGCCUGUGGAGAAGGCCUUGAGGGAUGCCAAAAUGGACAAGGCACAAAUCCAUGACAUUGUCCUGGUUGGAGGCUCCACACGUAUUCCCAAAAUCCAAAAGUUGCUUCAAGACUUCUUCAAUGGGAGAGACCUGAAUAAGAGCAUCAACCCAGAUGAGGCUGUGGCCUAUGGUGCAGCUGUGCAAGCGGCCAUCUUGGCAGGAGAUAAGUCUGAGAACGUACAGGACCUUCUCCUGCUGGACGUCACGCCUCUGUCCUUGGGAAUUGAAACGGCUGGAGGAGUCAUGACUGUUCUUAUCAAGAGGAACACUACUAUUCCCACCAAACAAACACAAACUUUCACCACCUACUCUGACAACCAGCCCGGAGUGCUCAUUCAGGUGUAUGAAGGUGAGCGGGCCAUGACUAAAGACAACAACAUCCUGGGAAAGUUUGAGCUCACUGGUAUCCCACCUGCUCCAAGAGGUGUCCCCCAGAUUGAAGUCACCUUUGACAUUGAUGCCAAUGGUAUUCUUAACGUGUCAGCCGUGGACAAAAGCACUGGAAAAGAAAACAAGAUUACCAUCACCAACGAUAAAGGCCGUCUGAGCAAGGAGGAUAUUGAGCGCAUGGUGCAGGAAGCAGAGCAGUUUAAGGCCGAAGAUGACGUGCAAAGAGAAAAAGUCACGGCCAAGAAUGCCCUGGAGUCUCUGGCUUUCAACAUGAAGAGCACCGUGGAGGACGAGAAGCUGCAGGACAAGAUCAGUCCAGAGGAUAAGAAGACCAUUGUGGACAAGUGCAACGAGAUCAUUGCAUGGCUGGACAAGAACCAGACGGCUGAAAAGGAAGAGUAUGAGCACCAGCAGAAGGAGCUGGAGAAGGUGUGCAACCCGAUCAUAACUAAUCUGUACCAGGGAGCAGGGAUGCCCGGGGGAAUGCCUGGGGGAAUGCCUGGAGGGAUGCCUGGUGGUUUCCCUGGUGGAGCUGGAGCAGCCGGCUCUUCCUCUGGCCCGACUAUUGAAGAGGUUGACUAAACUACAAAUCCCAGCUUACAUUAAUGUGCAUGUUUACCAUCUCAUGUUCAAUAAGCACACUUUUCCUCUCAGCUUCAAAAAUAAAUGAAUAAUAAAACUCACUGUUGGGAAUAUAAA